This is a messenger RNA of Amblyraja radiata (thorny skate), 12641 nucleotides long. RefSeq names its product chromodomain helicase DNA binding protein 9 (gene chd9). The record is from RefSeq and is a predicted model, not a curated record. Gene Ontology annotation, molecular function: ATP binding; protein binding. Lineage: Eukaryota; Metazoa; Chordata; Chondrichthyes; Rajiformes; Rajidae. The coding region runs from base 622 to 9582 and encodes 2986 amino acids. The transcript has 39 exons.
CAUGACGGUCUGGGACGGCGCCACCGACGCCGGGCUUUUUCGCCCCCAAAAUUCCCGUCCCCGAAACGUCGCCAGCGCUUGCGGCGGGGAGCACCCGCCGUGCCCCCAAAACCCACCCACCCCCCCCACCAUCAAGCAAAUACAACAACUAAUUCUAAUAAAGCAGCCGAGUCGGCAGUGACCCCGAAAAGCAGCCAGUGUCCAAUCAGAAAACAAAAAAGAAAUAUGCAAAUGUAUCACGUUAGUCGGAGCGCUGAGGUCGACUCCGUACUAAACUUCGCAAAUAAUCAUUCUUCAUAAAUACUUCCUUUAGAGCCGGCCUUUCCUCUGAUGCUGUUUUGGUUGAUCUGUAAGGACUGUUUGUAGAUGUGCACUCACCAGGUCAGAAGAAUAUAAAUAAAACUUCCAGAAGGACAAAGCUCAACCUCUACUUUUCUUGUAUGUUAAGGUACUUUCUAGGUGCUACUUUACAGAGGUACCUUCAUGACGUAAGUGGAUAGAAAGUGACAUGAAAUGGAUUAAUUGUUGAAUGGUUUAAGUAUCGCUACCCACUGCAGAACAGCUGAAGUGAGCACACUUGGAACAAAGUGUUGAUUACUGCUGAGCAAUAAAUGCAUCAAGAUGACUGAUCCCAUCAUGGAUUUUUUGGAUGAUGCCAAUUUGUUUGGUGGAGGAUUAGAAGGCUUAGCAGACGAUGGGUUUGCACAACAAGGACCCGUUUCGUUGGUUGAUGAGCUUAACUUGAGUGCAGAUUUUGAACCUUUGCAAGUUGAGCCAUUACAUCAUGUUCCAGAGACACAGACGCCAGAAAAACCCAAUUUUGAACAGUUACAGACAUUUGAUUCAAUAAAACUUCAUCAAUUGAACCAGCCGUUUAAUUUGGUGGGCACCAGUAAUGAGUCUAGUGUACUGUCUCCACAUUCCCAAUUUCAUUGUUCACCUGAUCAUCAAAAUCAGACAAAUGGGCUGUUUCCUUCUGCCCAUAAUGAGAAUAGUGAACAGUCGUUUGUCGAUGGAAGUCCAAUGUGGGGUCACCAAAGCCCCAUUUCAAAUCAGAAUGGAUCACCAUUCCAUUCCUUGCAAGGCCAUCCGCAGUCUGUACAGCAGAUGACCCCCUUUUUAACGCACCAUGACUUUGCUCUGCAUCAGUCGAACCCCCAACAGCAGCAGCCUGCAUCGGUGCAACCUCAGCAGGCUAUAAACCAUUUCACUACAGGACAGAAAACUCUAAAUCAAGGCAGUCAGUUCAUGGGUGUCCAUGGAUCAGCUUCACCUCACAUGAAUCUCAUUGGUCAACCAACUACAACUGUUAGUUCGUCCAUUCAGCACCCUGUUACAGUGCAGCAGUUUAACCAACCAGCCACCACUGCGAAUCCCUUGCAUCCUAUUAGAUUCACCGGUAGUGCCAGUCACGGUGGUGUGCCUCAGAACGUCAGCUUUUCAAGUUCUUCGCGAGAAAUGACCACUUGCUCUAUCAACAAUACAAACCAGUUUACCCCUCAGUAUCCCUAUCCUAACAACAACCUCGCUAAUGGCAACAAUCUGACAUCUACCACAAUACUUUCUACUCAUCAGGCCGCCCAGGGCAUGACUUGUUUCCCUGGGAGUGAUGCGUUCACGGUGCCAGCAGGGUCCAACCAGGAAUCAGUACAUCAUAUGCUUAGUCCCAACAGUUCUGCUAAGCAAAAGGUACUGCAGCCUAUGCAAUCUGCACACACUCAGGGAAAUUUCAGUCCAUCAAGUAUACCCUCUGUUCCAACUGAUGUGCCAAUAACAACCAGCUCGGUGUCCAAGGUGAAAAUUUCUAUUGCAUCGACCCAAGGGAAACCGAUUGGGAUUUCAUCUCUGCAGGGAAAUCAAUUUCCACAGCGCCAGACACAUCCCUUGACCAGGAUGGAUACAGAUGAUGUGUUUCAAGAUCAGCUGUUAACAUCUUUUGGGAACUCUGGCCAAGGCCAGAGAGAUUUAAUCCCAGUUCCAAGACCAAUGGUUCCCCAACAGGUGAAACAUCAUUCAAACAUGCAACAGGAGAUGGUUAUCCAGCAUCAGUUGCAUCAAGAACCAGCAGCAGCCAGUUGCGUCCCUUCUCAACAUUGGCAAGCAUCGAUUACUAACCAACAUCUGCCGACAAAAGGAUCUAUGCAGUUGACCUUGCAACGGCAGCCACCUUCCUCCCAGACCACUGUUGAUGGUUCGAGUCCACAAGCGAAGCAGAUUAUCAAGUCACAGAAUGCACAGCUGAUGACUGGAAACAAACAGAAAAAGAAGGAGAUGCAGAAUAAGCAAGAGAAAGCCAAUCGGAUCAUAUCGGAAGCAAUAGCGAAGGCAAAGGCACGUGGAGAGCAGAAUAUUCCCAGGGUGGUAAACCCAGCCUGUUUGUCCACUGGGUCUGCUCGAAAGGAAGAAAGGAAGUCAGGAAAAAGCAAAGCGAAACAGAAGGAUAAAGAAUCAAAAAAAUCUAAAACCGGUUUAUGUUCCAAGCCAAAGGAUAUCGCAAAAAUAAGCAAAAUUAUAAUCACACUGGGCAAGAAAAAGAAAAGGAGGAAUGAUUUGUCAGCAGAGGGGUUGGACUCUGAGCAGAUUACCACAGCAUCCAUAAAGAAAAGAAGGAAUGACAUAUCAGCAGAGGGAUCAGAUGCUGAACAAAUGCCAGCGCCAUCAAUAAAGAAAGAACCCAUCGCUGGAUGUCAGAAAAGACGAUCGAACAGACAAGUAAAACGAAAGAAAUACAACGAAGACACUGGAAUGAAGGUUUCUGAUGAUGAUGAUGGCUUGUCUGCCAAAGGAAAAACUAGGGCUGGCGCGGUUCCACAUGCUGUGCAACCUGUGCAAUUAUUUGUGGAAAACCCCAGUGAAGAAGAUGCUGCAAUUGUGGAUAAAAUUAUGGCCUCAAGACUGGUGAAAAAAGAGGUGGCCAAUGGACAUAUGGCAGAUGUUGAAGAGUUUUUUGUAAAGUACAAAAAUUACUCAUAUCUGCAUUGUGAAUGGGCUACAGAAGCACAGUUGACGAAAGACAAAAGGAUACAUCAGAAAGUGAAACGCUUCAAGGUUAAACAGGCACAGAGAGGUCAUUUCUUCGCUGCGAUGGAUGAUUCAGAGCCAUUCAAUCCAGACUACGUUGAAGUCGAUAGAAUAUUGGAAUACUCGUGUUGUGAAGAUACUGACACCAGAGAGGCUGUGGUUUACUAUUUGGUUAAAUGGUGUUCACUGCCAUACGAGGAUAGCACUUGGGAGCUCAGAGAAGAUGUAGAUCAAGCAAAGAUUGAGGAGUUUGAACGAUUGCAACAAGUAAAGCCUUCUGUGAAGCGUGUGGAACGGCCUCCUCCCACUGUUUGGAAGAAGCUUGAAAUAUCCAGGGAAUACAAGAUUGGUAAUGAGCUCAGGGAGUACCAGUUGGAAGGAGUUAAUUGGCUCUUGUUCAACUGGUAUAACAGGCAAAACUGCAUUCUUGCGGAUGAAAUGGGUUUAGGCAAAACCAUCCAAUCUAUUACAUUCCUCGACGAGAUGCGUCUGACUGGCCUGAGCGGUCCUUUUCUCAUCAUUGCGCCUUUGUCUACAAUUGCAAACUGGGAACGAGAAUUUCGCACAUGGACAGACCUGAACGUCAUUGUUUAUCACGGCAGUAUGAUCAGCAGACAAAUGAUUCAACAGUAUGAAAUGUACUUCCGGGACUCAGAGGGUCGCAUCCUUCGGGGAACAUACAGAUUUACCGCCAUGAUAACUACUUUUGAGAUGAUCCUGGGUGGGUGUCCGGAGCUGAACGUAAUUGAUUGGCGUUGUGUGAUCAUUGAUGAGGCUCACCGACUGAAAAAUAAAAACUGCAAACUACUGGAAGGACUGAAAAUCAUGAAUCUGGAACAUAAGGUGCUUCUUACAGGAACUCCAUUACAGAACACGGUGGAGGAGUUGUUCAGUUUGCUUCACUUCCUGGAACCUCAGCAAUUCUCAUCCGAAAAUACAUUCAUGCAGGAAUUUGGAGAUCUAAAGAGUGAAGCGCAGGUGCAAAAGCUUCAGGCAAUAUUAAAGCCCAUGAUGCUGCGGCGUUUGAAGGAGGAUGUGGAAAAGAAGCUGGCCCCCAAAGAGGAGACUAUCAUUGAAGUGGAACUAACCAACAUUCAAAAGAAAUAUUAUCGUGCAAUCCUAGAAAGGAACUUUACUUUCCUAUCCAAAGGAGCUGGGCAGGCAAAUGUGCCAAACCUUGUAAACACAAUGAUGGAGCUCAGAAAGUGCUGCAAUCAUCCCUACCUUAUAAAAGGUGCCGAAGAAAAGAUUCUCGGAGAGUUCAGAGAGCUACACAGUCCAGCUGUUUCACAUUUUCACCUGCAAGCAAUGAUCCAGUCAGCUGGUAAACUGGUCCUAAUUGACAAGCUGCUUCCUAAGAUGAAAGCAGGGGGUCACAAAGUUCUUGUCUUCUCGCAGAUGGUACGCUGCUUAGACAUCCUUGAGGAUUAUCUUAUUCAUAAAAGGUACCCAUAUGAGCGCAUUGAUGGGAGAGUUCGAGGAAACCUGCGACAGGCAGCAAUUGACCGAUUUAGCAAGCCGGAUUCAGAUCGCUUUGUGUUCUUACUGUGCACGAGAGCUGGAGGUUUAGGGAUAAAUCUUACUGCUGCAGACACGUGUAUCAUUUUUGAUUCGGACUGGAAUCCUCAGAACGACCUUCAGGCUCAAGCUCGAUGUCACCGGAUCGGUCAGAACAAGGCUGUGAAAGUUUAUAGACUGGUAACUCGAAACUCUUAUGAACGGGAAAUGUUUGACAAGGCCAGCCUGAAGCUGGGUCUUGACAAAGCUGUGCUGCAAAGUAUGAAUGGACGGGAAAAUAGCGUUGGUGGGAUGCAACAGAUGUCCAAGAAAGAAAUUGAAGACUUGCUUCGUAGGGGUGCCUAUGGUGCAAUUAUGGACGAAGAAGACGAAGGCUCAAAGUUUUGUGAAGAGGAUAUCGAUCAGAUUCUUAUGCGACGUACAAAAACAAUUACGAUUAAAUCUGAAGGGAGAGGCUCGACAUUUGCUAAGGCAAGUUUUGUUGCAUCGGGCAACAGAAGUGAUAUUGCUUUGGACGAUCCCAACUUUUGGCAGAAAUGGGCAAAGAAGGCAGAAAUUGAUCUUGAAGUUAUGCAUGGAAAGAACAGCUUGGUAAUUGACACGCCAAGAGUCAGGAAACAAACCAGACCUUACAAUGCUGCGAAAGAUGAACUUGCAGAACUAUCGGAAGCCGAAAGUGACAGUGAAGAUCAACCCAAACUGCGCCGGCCCUAUGACCGCUCUCAUGCAUAUGGAAGGACAGAGUGCUUCAGAAUUGAGAAGAAUCUGCUGAUAUAUGGGUGGGAUCGUUGGAAAGACAUCUUAUCACAUGGGCGUUUCAAGAGACGGCUGGUUGAACAGGAUGUGGAGACCAUUUGCCGAGCGCUCUUGGUGUACUGCCUUGCUCACUACAGAGGAGAUGAAAAAAUAAAGAGUUUUAUCUGGGAUCUUAUUACCCCAAUAGAGGAUGGACAAACAAAGGAACUACAAAACCACCUGGGCUUGUCAGCACCAGUUCCGAGAGGCCGGAAAGGGAAGAAGGUGAAGAGUCAGGGAAGCACGCUUGACAUGCAGAAAGCUGAGUGGCUGAGGAAGUAUAAUCCAGAACACCUGCUUCAAGAUGAAGGCUACAAAAAGCAUUUAAAACACCACUGCAAUAAGGUACUGCUGCGAGUGAGAAUGUUGUAUUAUCUAAAGCAGGAAAUAAUUGGUGACCAAUUGGAAAAGGUGCUUGAAGGGGUCGAUGCUUGUGAGAUUGAUAUUUGGGUUCCUGAGCCAGAACAGUCUGAGAUGCCUGCCGAAUGGUGGGACAUGAAUGCUGACAAAUCUCUGCUCAUUGGCGUCUUCAAACAUGGCUAUGAGAAAUAUAACACAAUGAGAAAUGACCCUGCACUCUGUUUCUUGGAGAGAGUUGGCAAACCCGAUGAGAAAGCAAUUGCGGCAGAACAGAGGGGAAAUGAUACCUUUGCUGAUUGUGCAGAGGGGUACGGUUACUCUCAAUCAACAUGGGAUGGUGAAGACCCAGAAUAUAAACCAACUCAACCAUUAUUCAAGGACGAAAUGGAGGAUGUUGCAUCUUCUCCCGGAGAUCUAAUGAUUAUGGAUGGAACUUUGGGAGAAGGCGAUCUGCUCUAUUGGCCACAAGCAUCCGCUUUAACAACGCGCUUGCGUCGACUUGUAACUGCGUAUCAGCGGUGUAACAAGAAAGAGCAGGUGAAACAGGAUGCCCAAUCAAAAGGGGACAGGAGAAAAAGAUUAUGUGCAGACACUGUGAAAGCUAAAGAGGCUGCUAAAAUCGAGAAGCAGCAAAGGUGGACGAGGCGGGAAGAGGCUGAUUUCUACAGAGUUGUGUCCACUUUUGGCAUUGUGUAUGAUCCAGACAAACAGAAAUUUGACUGGACCAAAUUCCGAGCUAUAGCCAGGCUAAAUAAAAAGACGGACGAGAGUUUGCAGAAGUACCUCUAUGCUUUUGUUGCCAUGUGUCGAAGAGUUUGUCGCUUACUGCCCAAAGAGAAAGAAGAGCUUCUCGAUCCACCCGUUUUCAUACAACCCAUCACUGAAGAGCGCGCGUCCAGGACACUUUAUCGGAUUGAGUUGCUGCGUAAAGUGCGAGAACAAGUCCUUCGCCACCCGCAACUUGAUGAGAGGAUAAAACUGUGCCAGCCGGGUCCAGACCUGCCUGAGUGGUGGGAGAGCGGGAGGCAUGACAAGGAAUUGCUCAUCGGAGCAGCCAAGCACGGCGUCAGCAAGACUGAUUAUCACAUUUUCUGUGAUUCGGGGCUGUCCUUCAUGCUGGCCCAAAGAAACUGUAGCCAGAACAAAAUAGCCCAGUCGCGAAGUUCCACGCCACUCUUGCAUCAUCAGUACCCAUCGUCUUCCUCGCCUCUACAUCUACUGCCUAAGGUGCAGGAUAAAAAAAGUCAGCUCGAGAUUGAAGUAGUGAAGUGUGAAAGGACAACUGUUGUCAAAAAGGAACCAGAUUCAUCUGAUGACGAGGAUGCGAUGGACAUUGAAGUGAAGAGUAAAGUCAAAUUGGAACAGUUUGUGAGUGGCUUGCAGCCGCAGAACAGGUUGGACAAGACACCUGGGAUUAAAUUGGACCCCGAUCCUGAUGGCUGCAUGGUCGCAGCAAGGACUCAGCCCCUCACACCAAACCUGGUGCUCAACAAAUGUAAAACAAGCCGACAACGUUCGGCCUCCAGCUCAGACUCCGACUCCGACUCUGACAAUUCUUCGUCUUCGUCACCAUCGUCAUCAUCAUCAUCAUCCUCGUCCCGGUCUUCAUCUUCCUCCUCCUCUUCCUCGAGCUCUUCCUCGUCCUCAUCCUCCUCUUCUUCAUCAUCCUCCUCUUCCUCCUCCUCCUCUUCUGAUGACAGUGACAGCGACAGCGAUGACAAGCAGACCGCGGCAGGCAGUAAAGCGGCACAGCACUUGAAGCCCUAUGAUGAAGAUAGUGCAGCAUCUCUCAGUAUUGCUCAGGAUGAGACACAGGACAGCUUUCUCCCAGAAAAUGGAAGGCCUGACAUCCAGUUCCUGCAGGGUGGGCACAGGUUUGCUGCCUCCUGCUGGUCAAAGGAUCGCGUAAUGAUCAACAGAAUUGAUAGCAUAUGCCACACAGUAUUGAAAGGAAAUUGGAUUCCAUCAAGAAGAAGUUAUGACUACAAUGCUGUGACAUCUUCUUACACAACAAAAUUACUCGAUAGCCCCUCUGCCAUGGGAGAUUUAAAUGAUUCUGCUGUUUUUACAUCUGGAAGCCAGGGUGUUAAAGAAGAUAAUUCUCUUUUGUCGCAGUUCACAAAGGUGAAGAAGCAUGUGCGAGAAAAGGAGUUUACAGUGAAAAUCAAUGACGAAAGUGGAUUGAAGUUAACUUUUCAGAAGCAAAGACUCAGUCAGAAGAGAGCUCUCGAAACUGAAGAAGGGACCUCAGAUCAGCGGCAGUAUAUGGCACAGCUUCACAAUUUGUACUCUGCUCCUAACAGCAGUCAGGAACUGGCUGUGGACCUCUCAAAAUCAUUAUCGGGAGUUGGGAGUUCAAUCCCCUUGUCAUCCUCCAUGUUGUUUAAUGCCAAUAUACCUGGUAGCAUCGCUACAGUGAUCCCUCAUCAUAAAUCGGUAUUAUCAGGUGCUUCUCAGCAGAUUACAAGACACUGUACAAAUGGGAUACUGUUGGAUACCCAGCCAGUAGUUAAAAAGAGAAGAGGAAGGAAAAAGAACGUGGAAGGACUGGACAUUCUUUUCAUGAACCGCAACAAGUCAUUGCAGCCUGGUCAUUUGGUGGUUAGCAACACACAAACAGCAUUUAACGCAUUUCAAGGACAACAUGAUGCUGAAAGUCGUGUCUCAGUUAUUAAUGUGAAAGAUGGCACAAGACUCGCAGGGGAAGAUGCUCCAAAAAGAAAGGAUUUGGAAGACUGGCUCAAGAGCCACUCGGACUACGUGGCAGAUGUGUCAGCCCAUGUUCCAAAAACCGAUAAACCCGAGAUUGUGGGUGAGCGACCAAAGCAAAAAAGACAUCGGUGCAGAAACCCUAACAAAAUAGAUGUCAAAAGCCUGACUGGAGAAGAACGGGUGCCCGUCAUCAAUAGAAGAAAUGCAAAGAAGAUGGGUGGCUCGCUAGCACCUCCAAUCAAAGACCUGGCAAGGUGGUUGCAGGAAAAUCCAGAUUUUGGAAUUGCUCCAGAAUGGGCGAAUGUGGUAAAGCAGUCAGGGUUUUUACCGGCCAAUAUGUUUAACCGCAUCCUUACUGGACCUGUGGUCCGGGAGGAGGUCAGUCGAAGAGGCCGGCGUCCAAAGAGCGAGCUCACCAAAGCUGCAGCCGCAGCCGCCGCGGCAAUGACUGUCAAUCCACUCGUCACCAAUGGACUUCUUGCUGGAAUGGACCUAAGCAGCCUCCAAAGCCUGCAGCAGAAUCUCCAGAACUUGCAAUCUUUCCAGCUGACGGCGGCGGGAUUGAUGGGAUUCCCGGCCGGCCUUCCGUCUGCGGGAGACGCUAAAUCCCUGGCUUCGAUGUUCCCUAUGAUGCUCUCCAACAUGGCGGGCUUUGGCAUGGGAGGUUUGUUACACAAACCCUCUGAAGCUACUCUGGAGAGUAAGAGAGGAAGUGGCACUGUGGACUCCCGCAAACCAACAGACGGGACAAAUGAAAGGACGGUGAAACAAAGUGUGGAUUUAUGUAGUGAAAUCUCUGUGUCAAAUUCCGCUACAUCCUCUCCGAAGAAGCUGACACCAACCACAAGUGCUUCUGCCUCAGCCACUGCUGGCAGUCCCCUAGCUAUUAAUCCACUCUUAUCUAGCAUGCUUUACCCGGGCAUUCUUCUGUCUCCAGGCCUUAACAUACCAAUCCCGGGAUUCCCCCAGAUCAAUAUGUUUAAUGUGCAGACUAACAAGCAUACAGAUGUAGCCAUGUCCAAACCUACAAAGGAGACUGCAGAACAUCCAGAGGGAGAAGACCAUAAUUCUUCACAUGAAAACAGUGGGGAUGAUGCAUCGGAGAAAGCCGCAUCUUCAUCCAGCAGUGACAAUACAACUCAGCCUGAUGAUUCAGGAUCCAGUGAAGAAGACUGAACUUGAAAUUAUAUAUUUAAUCUUACACUGGAACAGCUUCAUCCUAGUUGUAUAAAAAUAGUUCAUUUGUAAAUAACUCAAUGAUUUCACAGAGAGAGAAAAAAAAACUCAUCUGUAAUUAACUGAAAGGGUUUUAGUAUCUAUUUAAAGGUACAAAUAUUUAAAGAUACCUUGCAUGUAAAGUUGUUUUUGGAGGCUAGCAGAAACAAAGUGUGUGUACAGAGGUAACACACUGAAGCAUCACAGUGCUAGUUGUUAAUUUUUUUUAGGGGAUUAAUUUUAAUAAAAUAAAUAUGCACCAGGAGAGCCGUAUAUUUAAUAUAUUUGGUGUGAACUAGGGAAAAUGAAAGUACCUUUAUGCAUAUCGUAUUAAGUUACUGUAUAUAUAAACCCACGAACUCCUUGACACUCAUUUCAGUACACAGAUCAAACUGCAGGAGACACAGCAAUAACCCUGGCAGCUAAUGAAUGUCAAUAAAACUGUAGAAUAUACACCUUGAUAAUGCAACAUGGCAAAAGUCAAAAUGGAAGUUCACAUUUUAUUGCUAAAGUGUUGUGAUGCACUGUCAGUUUUGAAAUUCAGGUACAUUUCUGAGUUACUUGGAAGAUUAUUUUCCCAAUCAGCCAUAAAACUGGCGAUUUAUUUAUUACCUCAGCUGUGCUAGUUUAGAUGAAUUAACGAAGUAGUUUCUAUUAUACCCGCUUUGUUCGCAGUUUUGCAAAAAUGUGGCAUUUAUUGCAUAACGUAGCUGGUUGGAGUGACUGCUUUCACCUUGCAUGUCUUCUUUCUCUGCAAACGAUUAAAAGGGGGCAAAGCCGUCAUGGAAAGCCAAUCUGAUAUGUGCAGUAUAUUCUGCCUCAUCAUUCAUUUCAUGGGAAUGCUUAGUCAUGGUCCUCAAUGCAUCGAUGACAGAAAUAGGAAUUGUCCAAAAAGGGUAUAGCAUUAUCUAACAUUCUCCUUGAAGGUUUAUGAGGAGCUGUUCAGUAAAUUUACACAAUGCAUUCCUGCCAAAAGUCAGUAUAGGAAGCACUGUGUUCUUCAUUUAAAAGUACACAGAUGAAAGAGGAGAUAAUGCAUUUUAUUCUACAGUUUUCAGUAUUUAUUAUCACUGCAGAGCAGUGUAUUAGUUCACUGUAUUGAAAAAUGAAAUUGUUUCCACUGCAGUGAAAUAUUAGGCGCAUAUUGUUACCUUUCCAUGGGAAACCGUAAAUCUUUUGUUAGAGAGGCGUGUGUGUGCGUGUACGUAGUACAAUUAAAUUUAGAUCCCAGCAUCUUUAAUGUACCAGCAUCAUACGUCAAUUAACACUGAACAGGCUGCUUUAGGUUGGGCAAUCGGUAUUGCUUUUGGGAAUUAAAUAAAUGUCUCCUGAUGUAAGAAGCUCACCAGGACAGUAGAACUAGUAGACUUGAGCUCCAUUAUCUGUACAUUGCAGAAUUUCUUUGCUUGUGAAUUGUCUGUGUAGUUCAAUGUAUUACACUAACGUAAAUGCACCCAUCAUUUUAGGUUAAUACAAGGUUUCCCUCUUUGAAGUCAUUAAUGUGACUGGAAAAAUCAGAAGCUGGCAUUAAAAUUUGUAAAGCAGUGUUAUAUGCACAAGUACCCACAUGCUCAAGACAAUGGCAAUUAUGCCGUUUGCAGUAUUGAGAAUUUAUAUUGGUUUUGCAGUUAGAAAUGUAUUUAGAAACAAGUUUACAAAGAGUGGUUUAAUAUGCAGUCAUUUGUUUUUAAAGCUGUUAUAUCCCGCUUUUUUUCUGCUGUCAGAGACCAAUCUCAUUCACACCCUACAAAAAGUUAUUGCAAGGCCACCAUUUUGCUGUAUGGUAAACUCAUAUUAAGUGUGUAACUGUUCAUUGAGUGGAUGUGCAAGAGGAAUAGAUGGGUCAGCGCCAAAACAAAUCAAUUUGGACCUUUCUCUUCUGGACUGUUUGGUUAGCAUACAGUUUAAUCUGUACAGUAUUUAACAGAUAUUAUCUAUUAUAUUUCAUUGAUGAAAUUAGGGGUUUUGAUGGAAAUCUUUGCAAGUAAAUUGUUAGGCACCCCACAGAAUUCCAUUCUGAACUGCAUAAUAUUAUUUUAUAUAGAAUAAGAUUUUGACAUCAGCAAAAGCUGAGAAGGAAAUGAACGGCAUAUUUUCCCAGAUAGUUGUAAGAAUCGGCUUUGAAAACAAUUGCAAAUGUCUGUGUAGUUCACAUCGAUCAUUCGCAGUAAGACUGGAAUAUGUGUGGGAUGGUAUUUAAGUUUUAAAUUUGUACAAUGCCACCUGGAAGGAUACCACAGCUUUAAAAUAAAAGUAUGCAGACUGAGUGAGAAUACUUCAAAUGUUUUUUACAGUAAUUUUGUAAUGCUAAAACAAAGGCAGCAUUAAACUAAGUUAUAAUGUGCUGGUUUCUUUAUAUACUGAAUUGCUCCUUCGGUCUGAAAUGAAGCAUUACUGUAUAUAAACAUUUCCCUGAGGUCUAGUAACUAAAGUAUUUUUGUCAUUACGUUCUUAGUGGUGAGAUCUGAUAGACCACAGCUUUAAAAAAAAGAUGUAAAAUGUCACUUUGUCUCCAGUUUAGAUUUAAAUUCCUUUAAAAAAAAAAAGAAAAGAAAAACUGACUCAAUAAUUGUGUUCAAUGACGUGACAUUGGUCCUGUUUUAAAUAUAAAAGAUUAUCCACAAAUGUAAAGUUAUAGGAGACGACAAACCACCAGUGACUGUGGUGUUAGUCAACAUGAGCAAACACACAAAAGGAUUAUACUAAUACUUGCUGCCAUUAACAGGAUCAGUGAUGAGUUGGUAAAUUGAAUAUGUGUAUUGGUAGUUAUGUGAGUCACACUUUAGUAGCUGCUCUGACCAUGUAUUUAAUUACAUUGCUGGAGGUUUGAUGAUUAAGUCUGUUUUUAUUUUGGACAAUUGCAGUACUUGCAGGUUGUAUUCUGUGUAGUCUGAAUUGGCUUUCUGUAGUACAAUGAGUCUUAAGUCAUUUGUAAUUUAUUGAAUUACUUUCUAUGAAGUUCUAUAGAGCAAAUGGAAGUUUAAUUAUUUUUAUUAAACCUAUUCUUUGACUACCCAUGC